Molecule: messenger RNA, 1103 nt
Organism: Mercurialis annua (annual mercury)
Lineage: Eukaryota; Viridiplantae; Streptophyta; Magnoliopsida; Malpighiales; Euphorbiaceae
Exons: 9
Coding region: 247-759 (170 amino acids)
Biological process (GO): response to oxidative stress; mitochondrial respiratory chain complex I assembly
Cellular component (GO): membrane
Source: RefSeq, a predicted model, not a curated record
AAUGUUUAAUCUCACAUAAUCACAAUGGCAGUCAGACAACCCGGGUCAGUUGAAACCCGACCCGUUCGAAUUAACCGAUUAAAAGAAAUCCAGUACGAUUACAAAAACACGACCAUCAAAUCGGAUCAGUUUCAUUUCCUGCAGUUUCUGUAAUAAUGGGUGUCAACUGAAUUAAUGAAAGAAUUAGAGUAAAGAAGAUGUCAAAGAUAUUUAGAAGGGUUUCCGAAUUCUUUAAAACCCGAAAUCAUGUGGGUCAAGACAAAGCAGGGAACCGCUAUUUCACAAGAACAGAAGAGAUUGAUGGUAUCAGUAAUGAAAGAGAAAAGAUGGGUAGUCUUCAAAGGGGUCGAGGAUGAUCCAACCUCCAUUCCAGUUGAAUGGAUUUGCUGGUUGAAUGGGCAGCGUAAAAAGGCUCCUACUCCUGAGGAAAUGAUUGAACUUGAAGCAAGACGUGAGCUUGUAAGACAAAACAUAGCUCUUCGCAAGAAAGAAGAAGAGGAAAGGAGAGCUAGAGAAGGUGGUUCUCGCAAAGUCAGUAGCACUGGUAAAGUUGGAGGUCCAGACUUGAAAAGUUUCAUUCAACAGUUUCCCAGUGAUUCAAAAGGUCUCAAGUUCAAGGAAGAAUCAAAAGCAACAGACAGAGCAAGGAAAAGAGAUAGAGAGCCUGAAAAUGCAGAAGAAGAUCCUCUGCCAUCGUCUUCAGAACCUUCAGGAUCUGGUUCAACUUACAGGCCAGGGACAUGGCAGCCACCGACUUAACAUUUUUCCGGACACUACUAGCCUCUCAUACAAUAGUCAUAGGAAUUUGCAACAGGAUCCUGGUUUGCCAUCAAAUUUUCUAUCACAUCCAUUCUUUAUCCUAUCCUCUUUUUUUGCGAUAUCGAGAAUUUUAGGAGGCGGCCCUUAUUUAACACAAAUGACUCGACUAUUUAUAAUCGAGGUUAACACCAAGUUUUCUGCUAGUUUUAACCGCAAUAAGUAAAUGUCGUAAUUUUGGUUACUCAAUCUACGCCAUUAACAAUAGUCAUUACAGAUUUUCUACGAACAUUCACUCUUGUAUGGCAAUGCUAGAUAUGGAUAAAAGAUCACUGCAUCAUUGUUUC